Ascochyta rabiei is the source of this 4542-nucleotide messenger RNA. RefSeq lists its product as uncharacterized. The coding region runs from base 1 to 4542 and encodes 1513 amino acids. The record is from RefSeq and is a predicted model, not a curated record. NCBI's taxonomy places the organism in Eukaryota, Fungi, Ascomycota, Dothideomycetes, Pleosporales, Didymellaceae. The transcript is spliced from 5 exons.
AUGGCUGAGCUCUCAAAGGGGAAGCAGUAUGCGACGAACCACAGGCCAUCAGGACUCAGACAUGUACAGCAAGUCCCCGACAGCGAUUUUGAAGUUCCCGAAACGCAACUGGAGGCCUCCCAACCUGACUCGAUUGACAUCUUGCCUGAUGAUGCCGACUUCUUGGCGUGCAAUCAGGUUAAGCGGUCUUCACAUCAUAUUCUCCUUCCACAGACUUUCGGUGUGGACAAGCCCAGCUCAGCAACCAUCGUAGAACCUGCGUUUAGCUUUGAACCCAUCAAGCGAGCUCUGAACAAGACGCCUCCACAGCAGAACGCACCGGCCUUGCAGCCCUCUACCCACCCUGACGCCGCUGUGCUCUCUAUCGAACACGAUAACAGUGGACCACACAAGCCAGGUUUCAAUGUUACUUGUACAGUAUCUACUUCCCCACCGCCUGCAAUUGAAGAGGAUGCUGCUAUCGUAGCUUCCGAGAAGGAAGAGGCCCCGCUCGUUCAAGACCAAAUCCCGAAACCAUCACACACAAUCCCAACUCUCGUUGAAAUCGGAGAUACCGGGCAUACCAGGCAUCCUCCCUCAAAGCCUGUCUCCAUUGCGAAGGCUACCCGUAAUGGAAGAAAAGCGAGAAAAGGCAGGAAGACGCUCGUCUCUGGGUUGCUUGUGUCAUACCCAAAUCCCAUCGCCGAAUCGUCCAAAAACCCCACGUCACUCGAACACAAAGUAGAGGCCGGCGGCCCCAUCCAAGAUGUUGGAGACUGGGCUGUCAAGCCUCAGGAUAGUGGCGUGCGUGUGCCGACAGAUGGGCCAAGUGAUACUAAGGCGCAGUCAUUGCUCAUAGCUGAAAAGAGGUUGCGGCGCUUUACUAUGGACAACGCCUCUACUUCCGUCCAGCACCAAGUAAAAGACUCCGCACAUACCAGCUCAAUUGGAGCAACUCAGCAGAGUGUCUUCUCCGGACCGAAAUUACCGGAGCCGACCAAUAUUGCAGGCCGCUCCACCUUUUCAGAAGUCCCAUCGUCUAACGCCUUAUACGAGGGCCAUGCCUUUUCUUUAAAGAUGCAACAGAAUCAAGAUGGUGAUGCAGGUAUUCAAGGUGGUUUAUCCUUUGUAGGCAAACCCAUGACGCAGCAUCCAGGAACAAAUUCGACACUGCGUCAGGUCCUAGGACCUACAUCAAGCGGAAAACCCAGCGGUGCGAAUCAACAGAUCUCGCCAUACAGCUUGACGACUGAACUGGACCAAGCACAAGCAUCAUUCUCGUGUUUGCAAGACGUGCAUACUGGCUUACACGAGCCCUCGAGCCGCAUGGGGCCAAUUCGGGUGACCAAGCCUCAUAAGAAGGUUCGACCUUUACACAACUCUUACUCGAGGCCGUCCUUAGCUGGUAGUAAUUCCCAAACAACUGCCAAGACCACGGCUUUAGAAAUUGCACUGGACAGUUUCCGAACGGCUUGCCUUGUCGACCAGAGCCGAAUGGAGGAUCAGAUGUCGUUUACAUUGAACACUUUGAAGCAAGAGAAGAGGCAGCUUGAAAAGGAACUAUGGGAGCAGCAGACUGCUAAUAAUGAGCUGAGCUUGCAACAGAAGAUACAGAAGGAAAGCCUUGCUCGUUUGACUGAAAAGGCGAAGACGCUCCAGAAAUAUGUUUCAGGCCUUCAAGACGACCACGAAAGAUGUCAAAGACUGGUGGUGGUCUCUCAAAAACGAAACAGCCAGGCUUUGCAAGAUACAAUUGCUGAAACAGUGAGAGAAAAGGCUGACCUGCAACGUGCAUUCGACCAAGCGGUCGACUCGUUCAGAAAAAGUCAGACUAAGAUGACAAAGACUCUCAACGAGACUUAUGUGCAGCAUGAAGCCGCAAUAUCGAGGAUCACCGAUCUUGAGGAGCACCUCACCGAGCUCACAAGCACGUACGAGGCCGAGAAGGCCAGGAGCACCGAAAUCGAAAAACAGCUUGUGCCGUCUCUUCAGAGUAUACAGCGUCAGCUGAGCGAAAGCACCGUUGCCUUCACUGAUAAGCUGAGCAGCAUGGAUGCGAAAUUGGCUUGUCUUGCGUCCGAGGAUCGCAACCAAAGCGGCGUCAUGGAUUGCUUGCAUAUCCUGCAGAAACUCAAGUCAAUUUCCUUUCUGACUGUUGACGAGGCACGGAAGGCUGAAGGCAUGUUGCGUUUCAUUUACGAGCGGACAGAUGCAGGAUUUGAACAGCUGGCUGAGACUUUUGCGAGCGAACCGCGUUUUGUAGAAAGCAUCCGACAAUGCGUGCGCGACCAGGUCCAGGGAUUACUAGCAGAAAUCUUGCGGCGUGGGCAGGCGAUAGUGGAAUGCCAUCCGGCUCCUCAUGCAACUGGGUUGAUCAAGUCAGAACUUGAUACCUUGAAACAGACUCAUCAACAGACGGAGGCGCAGGUCAACUUACUUACACAAUCAGAGGCGGCCCUCAAGUCACACAGUGUGCAAUUGGAGACGCAAAGGAAUGAAUUGCAAGCUACUCUCCAAGAGCAUCAAGCGCAGGCACGGCUUGAAAUAGAACAGCUUCAGGGCGAAUGCAACCGGACUAAGAGCGAUUUGCUACUUGCGAACGACACAAUCAAGCAGGCUGAACGCCUAUACCUGGGGCGCGAGCGGGAGUUUUUCGAGUACAGAUCACAAGCCUUGGCCCAUUGCAAUAGCCAUGAGAAACAGAUACAACAGAUGAAGACCCAGCUUCAAGCCGGAAACCGCGCAAACGACACUCUCCAAGAAGACCUCACUAGCUCGAAAGCCAUGCUGGAGUCUGUACAGUCUGAUUACGAUCAGCUGAGCAUCGAUGUCUCUCACUACAAGUCUAUAGCUGACACACUCCGCCAGGAGGGGGAUCACCUGGAGAAAGAGCAUGAAACAACUCAGGCCUCACUUCGCUCUACAGAAGAGAGGUUCCGGGUUCUUGAAGCAGACAGAGAGGUACUUACCGGUACACUCAGGGAGGUUCGCACGAGUUUGCGCAAGUCAAUCGAUGCUGGGGCUGGCUCGAAUACAAAAUGUUCCGACUUGCGGCAACAACUUGGCGACCUGCAGGAUGCUAAAAAUGCCAGUGACGAGCAACUGCAAAAAGCACAGCGCAACCACGCGAUGGAACUACAACAGAUCAAGCAGGAUUGUGUUACGCGAAUCGAAGACUUACGAUCUCGCCUUGCUGCGUCCGAAGAUGAUCGCAAAGACUCUCAUGCGAAGGUGCGACUUAUGGAAGCUGCCCAUAAGCAACAGCUCGAAUGUCAUAAGCAAGAGACCAGUGCAAGGUUCGAACAACUGGGGUCUGAAUCAGAACGAACCCGGAAAGAGCUUGAGGUUCAGCAGCAGAAAGCCAAUGCAGAGAUUGAUGAGCUACAGCGUCAAGUCAACGAGUGGAAGGCUAAAACAGCAAUCAAAGUCCUCGUUCCGAACUCACAACCAUCCCUUGCACACAAUGCAACAUCGAACGCAUUACAGCAGCCCCAAUCCGGAAAAACUCGAAAGAAGGUCGAUCGACAGACCAACUCGGUGACAGUGGUACCAUCAAGUAGCCGGCGGCCUGACACUGACGAACGUCGGCCUAUCAUUGAUAGAUACAAUCUCCUCCACAACCGUCGCGAAGGCUCGCAGCACCAAACGGGCUUCUUUGAAGAAGAGUAUGAUAAUCGAUUCGGGCCUCAAAUCACAUUUCACGAGCAGGAAAACAAUCUGCCGCUGACGGAUGCUGGUGCCCAGAUGGUUCCCGAGACCCAAGAGAUUGAGCUCGCGCAAGGAUCUACUGCACAAUUCGCAGUGAUUGAAUCACAGGUUUCUGUUAGUGGUGGUAAAAACCGCGAGAAGACUGGGUCAGACCUGUCAACGAUGCCUUCAGAAGACUUGUCUGAAAUGCUUCUGGAUCUCCGAUCCGAUCCUGGAAGACGGCGUGACUCAUCUGGUUACUUGCCAUCUCCAAAGAAUACUAUAUGUACACCGGAACGUUCGGGACAAGAAAUUACUUCAGACCCUCCGUCGUCAACAUCGCAAGACCGGCCCAAGUCUCGAGCGAAUACAGCAUCUCGUAUGGCGCCUUUGCCCGUGCACGACGCACCGCGACAGCGUGUGCACGCUGACGAUCUUGCUCAAAAUCUGGCGUAUGUGCAUCCCCACCGAAGUCUGAACAAUGUAGGUCCCAAACGUGAUCACGCCCAGCUUGUUUCAGUGUAUGCUGGCACACAGCCCAGCGGAGCCGAUGCUGGCCAGAAACGAAAAUCUGCCAGCGACAUUGAGCAGGGUGCUCCCUCCAAGAGAACCCGCGUUUUCGCUCAGCCCAUCGGCCAUCGUCCUUCACCGAUAUCGAAAAGUGAUGCGCCCUUCACGCCAGCACCAACCAGUACAACCUCUCACCCUGAUGUCAACCCCAGUCCGUCUAAUGCCACAGGCCGCCACUCGAGUAACCGAUCGUCGUCCAAUGCCGGUUCUCAGUCUAGUGCUCCUCGGCUCUCGUCCACUCGCAACACGCGAAGUAAGACCAACAAGUAUGCGGAUCGUUUCGGACAGGAGCUCGAUCGACAUUAA